Molecule: messenger RNA, 429 nt
Organism: Adineta ricciae
Lineage: Eukaryota; Metazoa; Rotifera; Eurotatoria; Adinetida; Adinetidae
Source: the annotation of a GenBank genome assembly
AUGGCAGCAUCAUUCGUCUCGAAGAAAGUCUCCUUAAGCAUGAUUCAAGUCAGUAUCGUUUUACUAGGCCUUUUAGUUAUCGGUAAUUGGGCAGCGCCAGCAGGUGGAGAACUGGAAGAAAUUUACUUUGAAACUUGUCAAGAAAGUUGUAGUGUCGUGAAAAAUGAAGACGAAGCAAGUGAAUGUCGUGAGAAGUUUUGUUCCAGCUAUACGAAUUAUUUACUGACCGGAACGACAAUCCCAGACUCGGCAACAAGUCUCGCAACGAGUCAUCACAAAGAAGCAGCAGAAUUCUGUGCGACAUGGAUGCUCCAUUUAAUCCAAGAACUUGGUUGGCAACGACGUAAUCGCUUGAAUGCCAAAGACUGCAUCUGUGCAGCUGGCAAUGAUUGCUUUGUUUAUCACAAUCAACCGAAGUAUCUUCAAUAA